Andrographis paniculata is the source of this 2775-nucleotide messenger RNA. Its product is annotated as LRR receptor-like serine/threonine-protein kinase FEI 1. The record is from RefSeq and is a predicted model, not a curated record. Lineage: Eukaryota; Viridiplantae; Streptophyta; Magnoliopsida; Lamiales; Acanthaceae. Gene Ontology annotation, biological process: protein phosphorylation. The transcript has 14 exons. Gene Ontology annotation, molecular function: protein binding; protein kinase activity; ATP binding. Bases 439 to 2223 code for a protein of 594 amino acids.
UUAUUCGGACCUCUGCUACACUUUCUCCCUUCCUCGUUUUCUCACUUCUCUCUCUCUCUCUAAACCUCUGAAGCCCAGCGCCCCACUCCAUUUCCAUUCUCCUCUGCGCGCGCAAGGGUACAUGCAUAGAUAUGUGCAAUUGCUUAGGGAAAAAGAGGGUGGGUUGGGGCCUUUAAUUUUUUGCUGCCAUUACACAGCUCUACAGCCCAGUUGUCAAUUUCGGUGCGUACGUUCCUUGUUACUUAUUCUUUUGAAGCUGAGAUUAAGCUGCACGGAUCAAAUCUUCGGCUGGGGCUGCUGCCAUUAGGUGCUACUUUCUCUGAUUCUUUCAGGGGCAUCUCUAUGUCACACAAAAAUCUAUUGUGUCUGUUGCAUGAAUGUACUGAUUCACACUUCUGAUGAUUUGCAUUGAUCUUAUUAUGCUUGACUUGAGUCACAAUGGGCAGCCUCACUGUGACUUUGCAACACUGGCUUUUAUGCAUCCUAUUGAUUCACACACUAGCAAAUGGGAACGAAGCUCUUAGUCCUGAUGGUCAAGCCCUUGUGAAUUUUAGGACUGCCAUCAUAAACUCAGAUAAUGUUCUUCUUCAGUGGAGACCAGAGGAUGCAGAUCCAUGUGGAUGGAAAGGGGUGACAUGUGAUAUCAAGUCAAAAAGAGUGACAGCCCUGAGCCUUCCGAACCACAAGUUGAGUGGACCUAUAUCAUCUGAUAUUGGAAAGCUAGAAAAUCUGCAAUAUCUUGCUCUUCAUGAUAACAAUUUCUAUGGGGAAAUCCCUCCAGAAAUCGGGAACUGUACACAGUUACAAUCAUUAUUUUUGCAGGGAAACUACUUAAGUGGAUUGAUUCCAAGCGAAUUGGGAAAACUUUCUCAGCUGGAAAAUCUAGAUCUUUCAAGCAACUCCCUCAGUGGAAGCAUUCCUGCUUCACUUGGAAAAUUGAGCAAGCUUUCAAGUUUAAAUGUAUCAACAAAUUUUCUGGUGGGACCUAUACCAGCUGAUGGUGUACUUGCCAACUUCCAAAAUGAUUCCAGUUUUGUUGGCAACCGGGAAUUAUGUGGCAAGCAACUACAGGUUUGCACGAGCAACAGUAGUGGUUCACCGCCAAAUUCCCAGACUAUAAAUCCAGCCCUAGCUCAGUCCAAGAAGAAAUACUCAGAGAAGCUUCUUGUAAGUACAGUAGCCACUGUGGGUGCUUUGCUUCUGGUUGCUCUCAUGUGUUUUUGGGGAUGUUACCUGUAUAAGAGGCUUGGUAAAAAUGAUGGAAAAGGUCUUGCAGCUGAUGUUAGUGGAGGAGCUUCGAUUGUAAUAUUUCAUGGAGACCUGCCUUACUCUUCAAAGGAUAUCAUAAAGAAAUUGGAGAAUUUGAAUGAAGAGCAUGUAAUUGGAGUGGGGGGUUUUGGAACAGUGUACAAACUUGCAAUGGAUGAUGGCAAUAUAUUUGCCUUGAAAAGAAUUAUGAAAGUAAAUGAGGGGUUUGAUCGCUGUUUUGAAAGGGAGCUUGAAAUUCUUGGAAGCAUAAAACACAGAUAUCUGGUGAACCUUCGAGGAUAUUGCAAUGCUCCUACGUCCAAGUUGUUACUAUAUGAUUUUCUAGCAGGAGGCAGUGUCGAUGAAGCUCUUCACGAGAGAGGCGAGCAACUAGAUUGGGAGGCUCGAUUAAAUAUUCUACUGGGGGCUGCGAAGGGGAUUGCCUAUCUGCAUCAUGAUUGUUCCCCUCGAAUUAUUCACCGUGACAUUAAAGCAAGCAACAUUUUGCUUGAUGGAAAUUUGGAUGCACGGGUGUCUGAUUUCGGAUUGGCUAAAUUGUUAGAGGAUGAGGAAUCCCACAUCACAACAAUAGUUGCUGGAACAUUUGGAUAUCUAGCUCCUGAGUAUAUGCUGAGUGGAAGAGCUACGGCAAAGACUGAUGUUUAUAGUUUUGGAGUUCUGGUGCUUGAAAUUGUGAGUGGAAAGCGGCCUACUGAUGCAUCCUUCAUUGAGAAGGGCCUCAACAUUGUUGGAUGGUUGAACUAUCUGGUCUCGGAAACCAGGCAACGAGAAAUAGUUGAUCCCCACUGUGAAGGAGUGGAGACAGAAAGCCUUGAUUCUGUACUGUCUAUAGCCAUCCAAUGUGUUUCUUCGGGCCCUGAGGAUCGUCCCACAAUGCAUAGGAUUGUUCAAAUACUUGAGUCUGAGGUCACAACCCCAUGCCCUAGUGACUUCUACGAUUCAAGCUCAGAUUGAGAGGGCCUAUUAAUCGUUGAACCAUGGGAUGCCCAUCAGCCGAAUCGACAGUAGCACAGGGUCUAGGGGCCUUAAUCUAUUCCAGGCUUUAAUUUGUUCAUCUUUUCUGAAGAAUGUAUGGAAUUCGACAUAUAUCCUCGCAAUUGAUCCCUUCUCAAAAUAAGGCUGCAUCCAUCCUCUCCUCCUCCAUUGGCUCUUCUGCUGCAUCAGGUUUUACUUUCUCUUUCUCUUUUUCGAUUCAAAUAUACAUAUACAUAUAUAUGUGUGUGCGUGAUACUUUCUUCGGUUUCAGUAGAAGAUACAAUUCCAUAGGAAACAAUAUGAAAGUGGUAUAUACUCAUUCUGGUAAUUCCUUGAACCAUCUAUCUAUCAAUCUGCAUAUAAUGAUGUUUAAGUUGAUGAUUAAUUGGCUACUUCCAUUCUUGUAUGAUAGAUACAAAGAUCACAGAUUACUUUUCAUAGACUACUACACCAAUUUUCAUAAAUCGUAUUAUACUACUACUAUACAAUAUACAUGUUGGUUUUCUUAAAUAGAAGUCUCAUUUACUUAUU